UAAAGACCAAACAUCUUAAUAGGCUAAUAUGUUAAAAAUAUGCACAUCAUGAAUUAAAUGAGUCAGAGGCAAAUGUCAAUCAAAUUUUGGUUAUUUGACGAAAAUGUAAAUUGAAUGAUUAAGUGUUCAUCAACAGAUGAACAAUAUGUCUGACCCCUUGAAAAAUGUACCGUAAGUCCUACAAUCACUAUUUGCUCCACUAUAUUUAUUAGUGCUUUUUCUAAUUUCGUCUGGGGGUAAUUCUGAAAACAGCUGCUUGCUGCUGCCAUGAUAAUGACAAACGAGGGAGUGAACAAAUACAAUAAAGCUCUGGGCCUUGAGACCAAAUUAGUUGUGUAAACAUGCUGAAUACAUAAGAGAGAAACUGCAGAAUUGAGAAUUAAAUGUCCACAUGUCACAAUGAAGGAUCGCUUUCACAUUUAACAUAGUCAUUUGAUCCAUUUACACCAAUUCAGUAGAACAUUGUGACCACCUGUCUAAUACUGUGUUGGUCUCCUCUAUGCUGCUAAAACUCUUCUCACCCAGUGGUUCAUGGACACAUGACUUCUGGGGAUGUCCUGUGGAUUCUGUGGGUCCUGUGGGUUGCAGGGUGGGACCCACCUAGAGCAGGCUGAUCCUGGAUCAUCCCACAGAUGCUCAAUAAGAUUUGAAUCCGGGGAGUGUGGAGCCUGGGUGAACGGUGUAACUCUGUCGUGUUCCCCAGGCCACUCCUGAGCAGUUUUUGCAGUGUGUCGGGGUGCAUUGUCCUGCUGAGAGUGGAAACUGGCAUCAAAGCCAUGGGGGAUUGAGGGUUGCUUGACCUGCAAUGUUUACAUGGGUGGUACAUGUCAAACAUCCACGUGAAUGUCAGGACUCAAGGUUUCCCAGCAGAACUUUGCAUAAUAACACAAUUAACGAUGUUAUAAUACAAUGUUCUGCUGGGAAACCUUUCAUUUCACCUGUCAGUGGUCAUAAUAUUUUGACUGAUUGGUGUAUAAUAUACCAAUUCUUUCUUCUUCUUUUUUUAAAUCCGAGUUUUAUUGAUAGAUAUUCUAAAUUCAUAUGACACACAAAUCAAAAGAUCAUCACUUAAACGCCUUGCCCUUUCACAUAUCUGUACUAUUUAGUACCAACAUUAUUCAUCACUGUUACUCCUUUAGGAGCUAAUAGAGCUCCUCUAAUGAAAAUUAACAUUUUUACCGUAUUAACAUUUUUUUGUCAUUGUCAUCAGAACUGAUUUCCAAUUCAAAAAUCUAAAGCUGAUUUAUUCUAAUAAAACAACUUGCAAUUAUGUAGCAUAGAGUUGUAGGUGAGCUGGUGUGUAUGAGGUGCAGUGGGUGGGAACAUUUCAGUAAUUUUAGAGCUUAAAGUGACAAUUUCAAGAAAAAAAAAGUAAAUAUUUAACCUUCAUACACUGAAAAAAAAUUAGGUUUGAUAAAAAACAGCUACCGACUUUGAACUUUUUACUUCUAGAUUGUUCGUUUAUUUCAAUCCCACAAGAGCAAUGACCAUAUUGUGUAUUUUUCCAAAGUGAUUGCAAGAAGUUCUGCUUUACUGGUCCGCCCUGGAGGACCAGUUUUCCACCAUUAUAUCGUCAUUAAGCGACAGCUCCUGACAGCUGGUGGGAGGAGCCAAGCAGCGGUCACUUGGUCACUUCCGCAACAACUGUGGUAGUGAAUCUGAUACCGGUGUCAGCUUCACUGCUAUGGUUCAUUCUCUUAAACCGGUCUAAAUAGUUUGAGACGAGGGUGUCCUCUCCUCGCGAGUACAGUAAUUUGACUGCUGUAUGUUUUAUUUUUAACGGAGGAAUAGUACAACAGGGAGUUGUUUCGUACUCCUGCGGACACCUGGCUGGACAGUGAGGUACUGAGCCAACAUGGCAUUGUUGGUAACCUGACGCAACGUAGCUCAAAGUCUGCCGGUAGCUCUUUGACAUAGUUAGCUGACUAUGCAGUUGUAAAUGCGUUGGACGACUGUUGUAACCUUACAGGACAGUUAUUUACGGCGACGAGACGUAUUUAAUUUCAGUAGGUACUGUACAGCCACUUAAUUUUUGCGUGUAGCUAUAAGAAAAUAACAUUCUCUAAAGGGUUAGGGUCUAAAAUCUUGAAAUAUACUUUUUAUUUCAGGAUUUAUUAUAGCAAACGUAAGGCAUGAUUUGAGCUUGGAUCAAAUUCCGUCCAUUUAGUCUUGUUGCUAACUACUUACAGUUGUAUUUUAGUUGUAUAUCAUCUGGGACAGUUAAACUCUGGGAGUAUUUAUUGUUAUCACUCUCCCCUGAAUACCAUCAUGGGAAUCAAAGUAGCUGUGAGCUGCACUGUGUUAUUCAUCCUGCUGGAUGUUGUCAUCUCCACUGUCCUUUACACACAUGGAUCACACUUGAGCAUUUUUACAAAAGAUGCCCUGAACUUUAACAUCUUCGAGUCUGUGCUGGACCUGUGGUUGACUGUGCUGCUGAGGGCCUCCUUCCUGUUAGGAGCCUCCAUAGGGGUCUCAUGGAACAAGGUGGAUGGGCCUCAGAGGGCUGCUAAGUUCACCAAUUUCAUUCUUCUCAUCUCCCUGAUCAUCAUCACCUAUGCUCUGACCAAACUGCUGAUGCUGACUGAGCUACAUCCUCUCACUCAAGAGCCCUGGAUCCUGAGCCUGAUAUGUUGGACUUGUGCCUCCUCUCUGGGUGUCAUGCUGCUCUGGGGGCAGCUGGGGAAGGAGUCCAACUCUGUGAGCAGCAGCAGCAGAAGGGGAGGAAGAAGGGGCUCUGAGGACACUGAGAAGUUGUUGGAGACAGCUGGUGAGGAGGAGCAGGAGGCUGGCUGUCAGAGGAAGAAGGAAGAGAAGACCAGCUCUCCAGCCACACUGGGACGCCUGCUGGCCUACUGUAAAAAGGACGGUGGUCUGCUGUCUGUAGCUGUCCUCUUCCUCCUCAUCUCUGCAGUCUGUGAAGCCUUUAUUCCAUACUACUAUGGGAGGGCUAUAGACAGCAUUGUGGUUCACCAAAGCAUGGAGUACUUUACUAGACCUGCGAUCACUCUGGUAUCACUAGCAUUAGCUAGCUCUCUUGCAAUGGGAGUGCGAGGUGGAGUCUUCACCCUGACAUUUGCGAGAUUAAAUCUUCGGCUCAGGAACCAUCUCUUCAGAACUCUGAUGAGGCAGGAAAUCGCCUUUUUUGAUGAAAACCACACAGGUGACAUUAUUUCUCGCCUGUCAGCUGACACCACCCAGGUGAGCGACCUCAUCUCUGUUAAUAUCAACAUCUUCCUGCGGAGCAUCAUCAAGGGUGUUGGCUUCUUGAUCUUCAUGUUUGGGAUGUCCUGGAAGCUCACAAUGGUGGGCAUCAUGGGAUUCCCUUUCAUUGGACUCGUCUCACAACUUUACGGCGAAUACUACAAGAAACUGACCAAAGACGUGCAAACAACGCUUGCAGAGGCCAAUAAAGUUGCAGAAGAAACCAUCUCAUCCAUGAGGACAGUACGGAGCUUUGCUAAUGAGAGUGGAGAGGCCGACUCCUACUUUGCCAAGCUGUUACUCAUGUUUCAGCUCAACAAAAAACAAGCCCUGGCCUACUCUUGCUACGUUUGGUCCAGUUGUAUCUCAGAGCUUGCUCUCGAGGUUGCUGUUCUCUACUACGGAGGUCACCUUGUGGUUACCGGGCAGAUGAGCAGUAGUGAUUUGAUAUCUUUUUUCAUCUACAUGCUCGAGAUUGGAGAAUGUCUCGAGAGCAUUGCAUCAGUAUACACUGGCCUCAUGCAGGGAGUUGGAGCUGCUGAGAAGGUUUUUGAGUAUCUGGACAGGAAACCUAAACACCCAGCUGAUGGUGCAGAGGCUCCAGAAACAUGCACCGGUCUUGUUGAAUUUAAAGACAUCACGUUUGCCUACCCAACCCGUCCUGAGACUGAUAUUCUUAAGGGAGUGUCGUUUACUCUGCGACCUGGAGAGGUAACUGCUCUGGUAGGACCUUCAGGCAGUGGAAAGAGCUCCUGUGUGAGUCUGCUUGAAAAUUUCUACCUUCCUCAGGAAGGCCAAGUGCUGCUUGAUGGAAAGCCUGUUCAUACGUUACAGCAUGACUACCUCCACUCCAAGGUGGCUCUUGUGGGCCAAGAACCUGUACUGUUUGCCCGGACGGUUGAGGAGAACAUCACCUAUGGCCUGACUGACAUCCCCAUGGAGGCUGUGGUGCAGGCUGCCACCAAAGCUAAUGCUCACAAUUUUAUCACCACCCUCCCUAAAGGCUAUGAUACAAGUGUUGGAGAGAAGGGCACCCAGUUGUCAGGGGGGCAGAAACAGAGGGUGGCCAUUGCAAGAGCUCUGAUUCGCCAGCCACGUGUUCUUAUCCUGGACGAGGCAACCAGUGCUCUGGAUGCAGAGAGUGAACACAUUGUUCAGCAGGCUCUCAACAACAUCAUGCAGGAACACACAGUGUUGGUGAUAGCUCAUCGGCUGAGCACAGUGGAGAAGGCAGAUAACAUCAUCGUGAUUGACAAGGGCUGUGUGGCUGAGCAGGGCUCUCACAGUCAGCUGAUGGCCAGCGGUGGACUCUAUUGCAAGCUGGUGCAGAGGCAGGUCCUCGGCAUUGAGACAGGGGACGAGGUCUUGAACCCACCUGAAAAUGGCAGGUGGAAGUCUAAUGGAGGACAUCAGCGGAGAAAACAAAGCAGCAGCAGCAGUGCCAGUGAGUCUGAGAUCAAUCUGCGCUACUGACAAUGAACAGUGGUUUGUGGAAUUAGUUUCAGUAAAGUGUCAUAAAAAGAAAACAGAAAUUAAACAAUGAAAUACUUGCACUAAACUGAAAAUCAGAGUUGUAGUAUACACUACUGUUCAAAAGUUAGGGGGCACUUAGAAAUGUCCUAUUUUUGAAAGAAAAGCAGUUUUUUCAAUGAAGAUAACAUUAAAUUAACCAGAAAUACAGUCUAGAUAUUGUUUUUUGGUGAAUGAGUAUUCUAGUCGGAAAUGACUGAUUUUUAAUGGAAUAUCUCCAUAGGGGUACAGAGGAUCAUUUCCAGCAACCAUCACUCCUGUGUUCUAAUGCUACAUUGUGUUAGCUAAUGGUGUUGAAAGGCUCAGUGAUGAAAACCCUUAUGCAGUUAUGUUAGCACAUGAAUAAAAGUAUGAGUUUUCAUGGAAAACAUGAAAAUGUCUGGGUGACCCCAAACUUUUGAACAGUAGUGUAUGUUAAUGAGAAUCCUGAUCCAAUUAGCCUGCCUACUUCUGCAGACAGUGAGUAGUAAUAUUUGAUUACAAACACAGAGCUUAAUGUAUUUACACAUGUCAAAUAGAGAUGGCAUUGGCACUGAAAGUAAUACUUGAAUGAAUGGUCAGUAUGGCCGCUAGUGGAGCUUUAAGAAUUUCCAAUAUGUUGCAGCUGAUGCACAAAAGCGUACUGUGUGUGUUUUCAUUCAUUAAUACCUCAUCAUCACACUCCCGCCAGAUAAAUUGUUUGUUUUUUAUAGUUCUCAUCAGAAUUUAUUUUAGAUUUGAUACUGAUUUCACCAUGUAAAUGCUGAAUCUGAAAUAAUAUUUAAUUAAUUGAUGAUUAACUGAAAGAAAAUUAUUCUGCAACUGUACGUACAUCCAAGCACUUUGAUUUAUCUUAAUUGUCUCUGAAAUGUAAAGAUUGAAGCAGAAAUUAGUUUUAAAUAAAUGUAUGGUGGCUGUGUCAAUUGCA
This is a messenger RNA of Acanthochromis polyacanthus (spiny chromis), 5638 nucleotides long. It is a transcript of the gene abcb9, whose product is annotated as ATP-binding cassette, sub-family B (MDR/TAP), member 9. Gene Ontology annotation, molecular function: ABC-type oligopeptide transporter activity; ATP binding; ATP hydrolysis activity. Gene Ontology annotation, cellular component: membrane. The record is from RefSeq and is a predicted model, not a curated record. NCBI's taxonomy places the organism in Eukaryota, Metazoa, Chordata, Actinopteri, Pomacentridae. The transcript is spliced from 11 exons. Gene Ontology annotation, biological process: transmembrane transport. Bases 2269 to 4674 code for a protein of 801 amino acids.